Camponotus floridanus (Florida carpenter ant) is the source of this 3578-nucleotide messenger RNA. It is a transcript of the gene UbcE2H, whose product is annotated as ubiquitin-conjugating enzyme E2 H. Gene Ontology annotation, molecular function: ubiquitin conjugating enzyme activity. The transcript is spliced from 6 exons. The coding region runs from base 735 to 1298 and encodes 187 amino acids. Gene Ontology annotation, biological process: protein polyubiquitination; ubiquitin-dependent protein catabolic process. The record is from RefSeq and is a predicted model, not a curated record. Lineage: Eukaryota; Metazoa; Arthropoda; Insecta; Hymenoptera; Formicidae. Gene Ontology annotation, cellular component: nucleus.
GCAGCGUCGGCCAGGCCAGGAGAGUCCAGUGUGCAAGCGACGAGAACGGAAUCAGAUGGUGGCGAAGAUCGCGGAUUGAUAGGUCGCGGGGUGCAUGAGAGAGAGGGAGAGAGAGAAAGAACAGGCGUUUACGCGACGGUGGUUGGCAUAGGCUCUCUCUCUGGCAGGAGGACGGGAAUAUUUCUUUUCUGUGUGUACGCGUACGCGAACGACAGAGAUAACGAGCAAAAAAGGCGACAAAAAGAGAGAGAGGGAGAGACAAAGAGAGCGCGCGCGACAAACCGUCGCGAGUGAAACACGGCAGUCGACGAACGCGGACUCGUUAUCGACGACGAAAUGAUCCUCUAGCUCCGUGCUUUCUGGCCUGGUCCACGCACAAGGAAAGGCCGACGACGACGGGAAGGAAGUGGAGCAAGAGGCGAAUCGUUCUCGUCUGUGUGCUGAAUAUAACGCUCCGUUUACAUUAUCGUCGGGGGACAAAAGUGCGCGUUGCCACAGUGUUGAAGUACGGCCGCAGAGCGUGAACUCUUUCUGCGAAAAGAGUUUUUCAUCAGGAAGGCCCUCCCGGGGCACGGCGGAUCGUCUGUCGGGCUCAGCUGAUCCACGCGCGGCGAGAGAAUCGAGAGGAGGAGGAAGAGGAGGUGGUGGUGGUGGACGCUAACAGCAGCGCUGCGGGGCGAGGAAGGUCUCCUGCCGAACUCAGCACCGCGACGAUCGAGGAGCACCGAUAAAAUAUGUCGUCCCCCAGCGCCGGCAAGCGACGUAUGGACACGGACGUUAUCAAAUUAAUAGAAAGCAAACACGAGGUGACAAUCCUAGGAGGAUUAAAUGAAUUCUCCGUCAAGUUCUACGGUCCACGAGGGACACCUUAUGAAGGUGGAAUAUGGAAAGUAAGGGUUCAUCUACCAGAGCAUUAUCCUUUCAAAUCUCCUUCGAUUGGUUUCAUGAACAAGGUUUAUCAUCCUAACAUUGAUGAAGUCUCAGGCACAGUGUGUCUAGAUGUUAUAAACCAGGCUUGGACUGCCCUUUACGAUCUGUCAAAUAUUUUCGAAUCUUUUCUGCCUCAGUUGUUAACAUAUCCCAAUCCAAUUGAUCCCCUGAACGGUGACGCUGCCGCGAUGUAUCUUCAUAAACCAGAAGAAUACAAGAAGAAAGUAGCGGAUUACGUCAGGAAGUACGCGACGGAGGAGGCGCUGAGGGACCAGGAAAACGGCGGCACCGGUAAUGGGAUGUCCUCCGAUAGCGAGUCCUCGAUGAGCGACUUCAGUGAGGACGAGGCGCAAGAUAUGGAGUUGUAACCAAAUAUAUUACCAUCCGUACCCAUAUCCUUAAUCAUCUCGAUCCCUUGUAAGAUCCCCGAUCGGUCGUCCUACUACCAAAUAGAUGCUUACACCCGAGACUCCGAGCCUCACUUCUGGUGACGGCGACGAGCCCCUAUUACUUGUCGUUGCUCCCGUCGUUCGUCGCUCGUACCUAACUGACUCGCAUCCCCCAACAAACGAGACGGGGGGAUUCCCAUAACUCUCUACGAGAGUGAAAGCGACAGAAGUGAACGAGGUAAAAAACGGAGAAUCGUGUACGGGGUUGUGUAUUGCGCGCUCUUCUUACCGAGCGUGCAUCGAGGAGCGUUUUCGAUCACGAUGUUUCUUACGAUCCUCCGAAAUUCUCUCGAAUUGGUUUUAUCAAUCGUUUGUUGCGUUCAAUUGCUACGAUCAUGAUAACGAUAACGCGUUCAUCAAUGCGUAAUCUGUUAGCAUGAGCGAAACUUUUCUUUGCAACAGAGAAUCAUCUUUCUUCCUCCGAGUGCGGGGGGAAAAGUAAGGAAAUGAAAAAGAGAGAAAAAGAGAGAGGACCCGUUGUUUGGAUUUAUGAGCUCUCUGCUGCCGGUUGAGAUUCGUAAUGUCGAUUCUCAAAAUUAUUCGUAUCUCGGCAAUUGAGCAAACGAUGUGUUGUCACCUACUGUGUUUAUAUGCAUUUCUAUGUGAAUUGAGAAGCGACCGAAACACAGUAAUAUUAUCGUACGAUCAAGGAUUACACAGAAUAUAUUCGUCCGGUUACAUUUCUCUCGUUUUUGAGAUUCUCUCGUCCUUGUUCAUUUCUCGUUUCUUCUUCCGAAUGCCGCAGACACGCUCAUCGUUGUGAUAUUCGAAAACGCGUUAUCGAGAGAAAGAGAGAGAGAGAGAGAGAGAGAAAGAUUAAAUAAAGAAGCACAUCGGAGAAAUGCGACACGAAAAAUUUUAACAACGAGCUGACCGACCUGAUUAUACAACGAUCGCAUCUUCUCCAUGGCUAACGACUCUUUUUGCUUCUAUCUUAGAUUAUAUUAGCAUUUAUUUAAAAAGAAGAAAUUAUAUUUUCGCAAAAAAAAAGAGAGAAAAAAAUUAUUUGUUAUUUAUUCUCCGCGUUUUUAAAUUUGAAAAAUUCGUCGAAAAUUGCUUAAAGGAGAGAAAAAUAAAUUAUCUUAGCAAUAUUUUUCUUUUUCCUCGCAAUAGAUAAAUAAAAAAAGCAUCGGUACAUAUGUCAAUUUUACGGUUCUCCGUUAAGACAGGUUUUUUGUUAAGCAACAGUGAGACACAUAAAAUGUAAUGGAGUAUGGGUACUAGCACCGUCUUCCUUUUCCUACCAUCACCAUUCCCAAACAUUUCCCUCGUAGGGCUUCGCAUCAGCGACCGAUCGCUACGUCGUCGUCGUUAUCAUCGUCGUCGGGGAAAAGAUCGAAUCUACCACAAAAACGGCCGCACGACCGUGACACGAACGAUGUCAGGAUAAUGCAGCCGCCAUUCAAGACUGCGCGAUCGUGGAAUUAUCUCGGGAGAAUGAGUGCAAACGAGACUCUGAAUGCGUUUCAAGCAUCCUCGGCGUCCUGUCUCGAACUGUGCGCAUCGGCCGAGCAUAAUGCGGAGGAGAUGCAAACAAACGAACCUGCAGGACCAUCUUCAUCGAUGUAUCCAUUCUUUGGAAGUGAAAUGUAAUAGAUUGUAAUCGAUCCCGAUGGGUGCGGAUCGGAUGCGAUUCAACGAUCGCUCGCGAAAAAUUUUAAGUCAAUUUGUAUUAUUUUAAUCUCAUUGUUAUUUGAAUUAUAUUAUAGAUUUCAUUAUAUAGAUUAAUGUUAUUAAUACAAGGACGUAUAUAUUAAAUUAAAUUAGUUUGUUAUAAUGUUCUAAAGAAUACUUUGAAAACUUCGAAUAACGGAAUUGGGAACAUCCUUACGUUAAAAAAAAAGAAAAACAUUUAAUUGCUAUUGUCUCCAUCUGCUAUGCAGUUUACUUCGAACAUUAGAAUUAAAGGAAAUGAAAUCAAAGAUCUCAGGGAAUUUCUGUUUGGGAAACAAAAAAACUUGUGGUUGUAGCAUCGCUGAGGUAAGGAAAACAAUUCUAUGAGAGAUGGAAAGCACACGAGGAAAAUACAAAAUUUAGUUUUUAUGAUUGACGAUAUAUAUCAGUGAAUUUUUGAAUUUUCAAAAAGAACCAAGUAGAGUAAAGAAUUGUGUUUGGCAGUGUAGGAAAAUUGUAAAAAAAAAUUUACGAGAAUAUAAAAUUGUACAAACUUUAAUGCACAAUAAUCUUCGCUCAAUAGUA